Messenger RNA from Vanessa atalanta (red admiral), 2708 nucleotides. RefSeq names its product acyl-CoA synthetase short-chain family member 3, mitochondrial. The record is from RefSeq and is a predicted model, not a curated record. The transcript is spliced from 12 exons. Bases 100 to 2145 code for a protein of 681 amino acids. NCBI's taxonomy places the organism in Eukaryota, Metazoa, Arthropoda, Insecta, Lepidoptera, Nymphalidae.
AUUACUGUGUCGUGUAUUCAUCGGAAUCGACGGUUAAACGCAUAAUUCACCAAAGUGCAUAUUAUUUAUUGACAUCCACGUAAAAUAUAUUUUAUAAAAAUGUACCAGGAUAACGAUAUAAAAUCCAAAAUGGAUAAGAAGAAAUUCGAAACGUCAAUAAGUGAAUUAAAAACGAAAUCCUUCGUGACUCCUGCUGAUAUGGAAAAUUAUGAUAAUGGUGACGUCACAGAGGAGUAUCAGAGAGCCUACAAACGUUCAUUGGCUGACCCCGAGGGAUUCUGGGGUGAAGUGGGCAAGGAGUUGGAAUGGACGCGGCCCUGGGAACAAGUGCUUGACAACAGCAACCCACCUUUCACAAAAUGGUGGGUAGGUGGAGAGAUGUCUGUGUGUCACAAUGCUGUGGAUCGUCACGUGGCGGGGGGCAAGGGUGAUCAGAUAGCACUAGUCUACGACUCACCUUUGACCGAUACUGUAAAAAGAAUCACAUAUUCUGAAGUACAAGAUCAGGUUUCAAGGUUAGCUGGCAAGCUGUCGUCACUAGGCGUGACCAGGGGUUCUCGAGUUGUAAUAUACAUGCCUGUCAUCCCAGAAGCUGUUAUAGCUAUGUUAGCUACUAACCGAAUUGGAGCUAUACACUCUGUUGUUUUUGGAGGAUUUGCUGCACGAGAACUUAGAACUAGGAUUGAACACGCGGAACCAACCGUUAUCAUAGCAGCCAGCUGUGGAGUGGAACCAAAUAAAAUAGUCCGGUACAAAGAUAUACUUGAUGAAGCCCUAUGCCAGAGUUCACAUCAGCCUAAUAAAUGCAUAAUCUUUCAACGGAGACGCGUGCUUGAAUGUUCAUUGGAAAAAGAUAGAGACAUUUGUUGGGAUGAAGCGCUUAAAGCUGAACCCGUGCCUUGUGUUUCAACGGAAGCUAAUGAGGCUCUAUACAUAUUAUAUACAUCUGGUACAACUGAUGACCCGAAGGGUAUACAACGUCCUUGUGGUCACGCAGCGACACUAUGCUGGUCUAUGAACGCAGUGUAUGGUUUGAAGCGAGGUGUAUGGUGGGCUGCUUCAGACUUGGGUUGGGUUGUUGGACAUUCUUACAUUUGUUACGGUCCGCUUUUGGCUGGCUUAACGACUGUUUUGUAUGAAGGAAAACCUGAUAGAACUCCUGAUCCUGGACAGUACUUCAGAAUAAUAGAGCAACAUCGAGUGAAUGCUCUCUUUACAAUCCCAACUGCUUUCCGCGUUUUAAAAAGAACAGAUCCAGCGGGAAAGUAUGCCAGAAGAUAUUGCAGCAAAUCUUUGAAAACUAUCGUCGUUGCUGGUGAACAUUGUGAUCAAGAUACCAGGCACUGGGCUGAAAAUAUUUUCGGCGUUCCAGUAAUAAAUCACUGGUGGCAGACAGAAACAGGAUCGCCAAUAACAGCCGCCUGUAUUGGCUAUGGCGUUAAAGGUGUGAGACCUCAUUCAACGGGCUAUCCAGUUCCAGGAUAUGAUCUGCGAGCGUUAAGAGAAGAUGGAUCUGAAUGCCAUUCUGGAGAAGUUGGGCGCUUAGUUGCAAAAGUACCCUUGCCGCCGGGCUUCGCGUCAACACUGUGGCAAUCUGAUGAUCGAUUUAAAAAAGUUUAUUUCGACAAUUAUCCGGGAUUCUACGAUACACAAGAUAUGGGAUGGAUAAGUGCAGAAGGGGCAGUAUGGGUUGUAGCAAGAGCUGAUGAUGUCAUUAACGUAGCUGGCCAUAGACUUUCCACGGCUGCGAUUGAAGAUGUUGUGUUGAAACACGCAAGGGUUGCUGAUGCCAUAGUUGUUGGAGCUCCAGAUCCUACUAAAGGAGAUGUACCUUUAUGUCUGUAUGUCUUGAGGCCCCCUCAGGAUGAUGAAGAAAUAGUACAAGAAAACACAGUUACACAGGAACUAAUCGCUUUGGUUCGACAUUUGAUCGGUCCGAUAGCUGCAUUCCGGAAAGCAGUGGCAGUGCCAGCGUUACCUCGUACUCGAUCGGGUAAAGCGUUACGUGGUACUAUCUCCAAGCUAGCGAGAUCGCAGCUAGUUAAACUACCCGCGACUAUAGAGGACGCUAGUGUCUUCGGUGAAAUAAAGGUUGCUUUACAAAAGUUUGGUUAUGCUAUUAACGCUCCUGAUCCAGAGAUGUAAUCAUUAUUAUUACAUAUACUUAUGGAGUUUGUUUAUAUUCAAAUACGAUAAUUAUAAAAUGUUAUUAAAUUAUUAAAUGAAAAGAAAAUAAAUGUACUUAGGUGAAAUUAAUAAUUACAUAGGAUGAUGUAUACUUAAAAAUUGCUUAAGUUAAUUUCCCUAGUAGUGGUGUUGAGAACUAUCGGAUAUGAUAGAUUAAUUGACUGUGUGUGUGUAUGACUGUGUAAAAAAAUACUUUAAAAGCAACCGAAUUGUAAAGCAGUCUCCCAACGUUAAUUAACGUUAUAUUCAGUGAAAGAAAGAUAAAAUAUUUGCCAUUUUUUUGUACUUAUGAAUAGUCCGACGGCGUUUCCUUAUUAUCUUAUUAUUGCCAAUUCAGUUUUUGUACUGAAAAUAUACAGAGCAUUAAAAUAAUCUGAUUUCUUUAAUGACAGCUUUUUAUAUUAUUUGUAUAGAUUACAUAUAAGACAAUAUAUAUCUUAAAAAAUAUAUUACGAUACAUGUAUAAAUGUCCAUUUUGCCUGUAACGUUCUUUUAUUUAUUUUUUAUUAUUAUUUUCAUAU